AUGGCUUCUGCAUCUUCUUCUUCUUCUUCUUCUACUCUCCGAAAGAACUAUGAUGUCUUCUUAAGCUUCAUAGAUGAAGACUUUGGUGGUGAAGGUGAGGGUGAUGACUCCAGUAGAAACUUCAUUGACCAACUCUAUCAAGCUUUGAUCCAAAAAGGUUACCGUAUCUUCACAAACGAAGACAAUAAGCGCAACCUCGACGAUCAUAUCACCUCUGAAUUCCUAAAAACCAUUGAAGAAUCGAAGGUUUCGAUUGUUGUCUUCUCCAAGAACUACAGUUCUUCCAUAUGGUGCCUCGAUGAACUGGUGAAAAUGUUAAUCUGCAAACAUCAGAUGGAUCGGACUGUUCUUCCCGUUUUCUAUAAGGUGGAUCCUUCUCAUUUUCGGAAACAAAAUGGGUUUCUAGAGAAAACCUUUGCUGGGUACGAAGAGAGAUUCAGAUCGGAGAUGGAACAGGUGAUGAGAUGGAGAAAGGCUCUCACUGAAGCUGGGAAUUUGUCCGGUUGGCAUAUACAAGAUGUUGCAGACGG
Molecule: messenger RNA, 530 nt
Organism: Macadamia integrifolia
Lineage: Eukaryota; Viridiplantae; Streptophyta; Magnoliopsida; Proteales; Proteaceae
Product: disease resistance protein RPV1-like
Exons: 1
Biological process (GO): signal transduction
Source: RefSeq, a predicted model, not a curated record